This is a messenger RNA of Thamnophis elegans (Western terrestrial garter snake), 2426 nucleotides long. RefSeq names its product zinc finger protein 708-like. The transcript is spliced from 9 exons. Gene Ontology annotation, molecular function: RNA polymerase II cis-regulatory region sequence-specific DNA binding; DNA-binding transcription factor activity. The record is from RefSeq and is a predicted model, not a curated record. NCBI's taxonomy places the organism in Eukaryota, Metazoa, Chordata, Lepidosauria, Squamata, Natricidae. Gene Ontology annotation, biological process: regulation of transcription by RNA polymerase II. Bases 165 to 2426 code for a protein of 753 amino acids.
GCCAGGUGGAGGAGAAGAAAGAGCAGGUCGAGUUGCAGUGUUGCACUGUGAAGAUCAGAGAUCCUGAAGGAAAGAAGAAUUCCUCAAACCCCACUCAGAAGCCAUUUUUCAGGAGAAUCCCUUGGGAAGAUCAAAGUUGGGACACCCUAGGAGAGAAACAAAGAAUGAAGUGUUCUGUUUUUUACGAUGGAGCUCAAACAGCAGUUGAACCUCCAAAUCAAGGGAGUCUGGUGUCCUUCGAGGAGGUGGCUGUUUAUUUCUCUGAGGAGGAAUGGUCUCAGCUGCAUCCUGACCAGAAAGUGCUGCAUUCGGAAGUCAUGCUUGAAAACCAUAGGAACGUGGUCUCUCUGGGUAAUAAUGGGGAGGAGAAUCAAGAUUCCUGUGAAUUGUUCCAAGUGAUCAAUUCUAAUGAUGGAACGGAAAAAUUUGGAAUUCGAAUGGAAGAUAAAUUACAUGUAAACAAAUGCUAUUUAACCCAAAACAAAGGAGAAGAUGCUAUAAGGCACAACGGAAAAAAUUACAAUGGGACAUUCAUUCCUUCUCUUGGAAAUAACUUCCUUACACCUCAAAAAGCGAUUCACACAGAAGAGGAGCCUUAUAUAUGUUUGGAAUCUGGAAAACAUUUUAGAAGAAGCAGGCAACUUAUUUCCCAUGAAAGGAUUCACACCGGGGAGAAACGGUGUUCAGAAGCACUUGUAGCCCACGCAGCCCAGUCCCUCCAAGCAGCAGGAGAGAAACCCUAUAAAAGCAUGGAGUGUGGAAAGACCUUUACUCAUAGCAAUGACCUUACUAUCCACAAAAAGAGGAACAUGGGAGAGAAACCAUAUAAAUGCAUGCAGUGUGGAAAAGCCUUUACUCGUAGCAGGGAAUUUAAUAUCCACAAAGAGAUCCAUACAGGAGAGAAACCAUAUAAAUGUAUGUUGUGUGGAAAGACCUUUGCUCAGAGCAGUGGACUUAGUAUACACAAAAAGAUCCACACGGGAGAAAAACCAUUUAAAUGCAUGGAGUGUGGGAAAACAUUUACUCAAAAAGUUAAUCUUGUUUCCCAUCAGGUGAUCCAUACAGGGGAGAAACCAUAUAAAUGUAUGCAGUGUGGAAAAGCCUUUACUCAAAAAAGUAGCCUAAUUUCCCAUCAGAUUAUCCACACAGGGGAGAAACCAUAUAAAUGCAUGGAGUGUGGAAAGACCUUUGUUAAGAGCAAUAAUCUAAGACUACACACAAGGAUCCACACAGGGGAGAAGCCAUUUAAAUGCAUGGAGUGUGGAACAACCUUUACUCAAAAAAGUAGCCUUAUUUCCCAUCAGGUAAUCCACACAGAGGAGAAACCAUAUAAAUGCAUGGAGUGUGGAAAGACCUUUGCUAAUAGCUAUAACCUAAGAACACACACAAGGAUCCACACAGGGGAGAAGCCAUUUAAAUGCAUGGAGUGUGGAAAAACCUUUACUCAAAAUAGUAGUCUUAUUUCCCAUCAGGUGAUCCACACAGGAGAGAAGCUGUAUAAAUGCAUAGAGUGUGGAAAGACCUUUGCUCAUAGACGUAAUGUUACUUCCCAUAUGGUGAUCCACACAGGGGAGAAACCAUAUAAAUGCAUGGAGUGUGGAAAGUCCUUUGCUAAUAGCUAUAACCUAAGAAUACACACAAGGAUCCACACAGGGGAGAAGUCAUUUAAAUGCACAUCUAGAGGAAGAGGGUUGUCAGCCCUUCAGUACAAACCAUAUAAAUGUAUGGUGUGUGGAAAGACCUUUGAUCAGACCAGUGGACUUACUAUACACAAAAGGAUCCACACAGGAGAAAAACCAUUUAAAUGCAUGGAGUGUGGAAAAACCUUUACUCAAAAAGGUAAUCUUAUUUCCCAUAAGAUGAUCCACACAGGGGAGAAGCCUUUUAAAUGCAUGGAGUGUGGAGAAACCUUUACUCAAAAAAGUAGUCUUGUUUCCCAUCAGGUGAUCCACACAGGAGAGAAACCAUAUAAAUGCAUGGAGUGUGGAAAGACCUUUGCUCAACAUUGUUAUCUUAUUUUCCAUAAAAUGAUCCACACAGGGGGGAAGCCAUAUAAAUGCAUGAAGUGUGGAAAGACCUUUAUCUUUGCUCAAAGAGGUCAUCUUAUUUCCCAUAAGAUGAUCCACACAUGGGAGAAAUCAUAUAAAUAUAUGGAGUGUGGAAAAACCUUUACUCAAAAAAAAAAUAGCCUUAUUUCCCAUCAGGUAAUCCACACAGGGGAGAAACCAUAUAAAUGCAUGGAGUGUGGAAAGACCUUUGCUAAUAGCUAUAACCUAAGUAUACACACAAAUGCCUGCUGGAUACGGAUUAGCCAGUCCCGUGCCUUUGCCUGUGCCACCCACAGCAGUCCCAGUUGCUGCAAACAAGCAGUGAUCAUGUCAAGUGUGAAAAGUGGGACUCACCUACCGUCAGUUGCGCCGCGGUAA